AGCGUGAACUGCUUAGCAACUAUAGCUAGCAGUGUUGCAACCUAUUCUGAGCUCGCGAACGUGGUGUGCUACUCAACGAGGUUUGACCCUGUGGGUGGGGCCGGUGGGCCCGCAUUGAAGAUCGCGCGCGCACGCAUGCCCCGCGGGUUGACGCGAAUGGCCGCCUGCCGUGUUGAUAUCGAGCCGGAGGAGGACCAGUCGGACUAUUACGACAUACUCCUCCUGGGUCGUACUGGACAGGGCAAGAGCACGACAGCCAACAAACUGCUCCAGACGGAUAUAACCUUUUCAGAGCCCAACCCUUACACCCAACAGUGGGUGGAAGAGCUCUCGGAAGACGGGCAGGAGAAUGCAGCUGAAGAAGCGGCAGGUGGCGGGGGAGAGGAAUCCAGAGUGAUCUUCAAGACUGGGAAGGGCAUCGAAUCCGUUACUAGCAAGUGUCAGCUUGUCUCGAAUGUUGUCACGAACAUCCGCGUGCUUGACACUCCGGGAUUUGCCGACUCUCGGGACACCAAGAAGCACGGCGUCUACAGGGGAAACUUCCGUAUCUUUAGGUCUAUCCUUCGCGCUCAGGACGAGAACGACCUAGCCUUCAGUCGCGUUCUCUACUUUCUUCCGCAACGUGGCACCCCCGAGCGAAUGGACGGCACGUUCCGGAAGAGAUAAAAGUGAUGCACGGCUUUCUGGGGGCCGAGUCUUCAAAAUAAUGGUCAUUAUCGCCACAAACCGCUACAGGAGGGGCAAAACGCGAGAUUGAAAUUGAUGAAAGAUGAUCUUGACGACAUUAGAAAAGUGUUUAUGGGGGCACUCGAAAAGAUUACUGGCACAGCCGAUACUGUGGAGAAAAUUAUCAAUCAGUGUCCACCCAUCAUUUACCUCCCAUACCUCGAAAGUGAUGUAGUCCCUCGAAUAGUAUCAGCCGAGGUUCUUUAUGAAGGACCGUUGUGUAAACCGCCGGUGGUAGACGUUUCUCCUGGCUCGAGGCCUGUAGAGGAACUCAUUCGAGAAGCAAAGCAGAGAAACAUGGGGUAGAGAAAGCUUCAGUUUCACGACAGGUGCGUCAAGUGUUCUGCAAAGAUCAUCUACUCAGAGUCCCCGGAUGGAAGAACCCCAAACAGGGUCAUCAUCAACGAAAGCGGCGAAGACGAAAAAAUCCUCGGCUACAACGACAGCAAAUGUCAUCCCCUCCUUAUACCGCGCCACUCAACCGCUAAAAAGAUUGUCGGUGGAAUAUUGCACAUUGCCACACUUGGUGUGUUUGUAGCGGCAGGGAAGAUGCGUGGAAGGAGGUUUUGGCCUGGGUUUACCAACGAGGACGAAGUGUUGUGCAACUGCAAGAAAGAGCCAAGCGCCGAGCCUUGCCUUGAGGUCGACAAGAUGUUCAAACUGAAAAUAAGUGAGAGUGAAACUUUGAGUAUCAAGACAAAUCACUCAACCACACUGAACAAGCUACGUGUGGAAGGACAAUGAAUUUGUGUUUAGUGCAUUACUGUCGCUCAUGAAUAUUUUUGCACAUCUGGACCUAAAAACACUGUUUACUUUGUUGUACUAUCGGAGCGUCUGUGGAC
This is a messenger RNA of Geodia barretti, 1568 nucleotides long. Lineage: Eukaryota; Metazoa; Porifera; Demospongiae; Tetractinellida; Geodiidae. The record is from the annotation of a GenBank genome assembly.